This is a messenger RNA of Spinacia oleracea (spinach), 5391 nucleotides long. RefSeq lists its product as uncharacterized. Gene Ontology annotation, molecular function: DNA helicase activity. Bases 4568 to 5086 code for a protein of 172 amino acids. Lineage: Eukaryota; Viridiplantae; Streptophyta; Magnoliopsida; Caryophyllales; Amaranthaceae. The record is from RefSeq and is a predicted model, not a curated record. Gene Ontology annotation, biological process: DNA repair; telomere maintenance. The transcript is spliced from 6 exons.
CAUUGCGAUUUGCGACGCAUGCCCAACACUUGAUUGCAAUAAAUAAUUAAUCUAUCUUAUUCCAAGUCAAUGAAAGUCACAUUUCAAUUGUACACAGUCAACACUUCCUAUUUAACUGCUUGAGAAUUGAGAUUGUGGACUAUGGAGUAUGGAGUAUGGAGUGGUUAGGACUUAGGAAUAGUUUGAUCAUUAGGGCUUCAUUUUUCCUUUCCAAGGAGAAGAAAUACUAUUUCCAGAAUUAGGAGGCCUUGUGCUAAGUAUAAAACAAAGGUCCUCAGCUCUUCAUCCCGAGCUCUUCAUCCAUGGAGGUAGUCGCUUUCACCUCUAUCUCCUACGCUUAAUUAUCACCGCUCUGCCACAUGGUAGUGAUUUUGAAAGUAUAUCCAGAAGGGAUGCUUGAGAGGAAUUUUGUAGUUCAUCCCUUAUGGCCAGUAUGCAAUUGGAGGAUAUUUGAUGUAAGGCCUUAGUUCUCUUAUUUCACUUUACCAAAGCGCAGGAGAUGAGGCGAAAUAUUUGAUUCUGAGCAUCUUAAACCCUUAUUUCAUGCUGUUUUUUCAAUUUAAUUUUGUCUCAAUUUCUUGAUAGAUCAUAGUAAUUGCAGAAAUUAGCAAAGUUCAUUGAAUUUAUCGAUUCCUUAAUUCAAUUCUUCCUUCUCUCUUUCAUAACUGGAUUUUUUGUUUUAUAAUUCACUUACUGAUUUAAUACUUAAAAAAUUAGGGUAUCUCCGGCUGAAUUUUGGUGGAUAGAGAGGAUUUUGGCAAUUAUUAGCUUAGCUUUAGAGUUUUAACAAAUUAGUUGUUUGCAAUUCUAAGCACAACCAGUAAAUUGUUAGUAUUAUGCUGACGCCUCAUAUUUUGAGGAUAUGAAAUUGCCACAUUAAACGACCUUUUACUAGUGUGACGGCCUUUUCGAGAGGUCCUAGAAUAGAAGCAGGGUGCUUGUAUUAGUUGUAUAGGUGAUUACUCUAUUAUUUUUGGGUGGGAGCAAAGCGGUCUUUCGGGUUUGUGUACAUGAGACCUUCUCGGAGGGCAUUAUCAUCAAAACACGGACAAUGUUCGUACAUAGAAUGUCUGCUGGAGCAUAAAAAGUACAAGAAUAUUCUGAUCUGUGCAACUCAAUCCAAGCCGGAAAGUGUUAUUCGCUACCAGCAAUCUAUACAAUUGAGUUUCAAAAAAGAGGCUUGCCCCAUGCACACAUAUUGUUGUUCUUGCGAGAGGAGGACAAACCGAGAACUACGGAAGACAUAGGCAGAUUAAUUUGUGCAGAGCUUCCGGUCCCAGAAAUUGACCCAAUUGCAUUUAAUUUGCAUCAGUGUUGCAACACAUGACACAUGGUCCAUGUGGUCCGAUCAACCACAAUUCUCCAUGUAUGCAAGAUGGCCAGUGUACAAAAUAUUACCCUAAGCCAUUCACCAAUGACACAACAGUAGGGAAAGAUGGAGACCCAUACUACAGGAGAAGGGAUAAUGGAAGAACGACAAUUAAAAAUGGCAAUGUGGUUGACAACUCAUUCAUUGUGCCGUAUAAUGUAGACUUGCUGGGUAAAUAUCAGACACAUAUAAAUGUCGAGUUGUGUAACAAAUACAAUUGUGCAAAGUACCUCUUCAAAUACAUGAAUAAAGGACCUGACAUGGCUCUGGCAUCAGUACAGCAGACCAACAUUGAUGGGGAUCCACAAGCAGCGCCCAUUAUUGACGAGAUACAAUCCUACCUUAAGUGUAGAUAUGUCUCAGCAGCAGAAGCAUGUUGGAGAAUGUUCAACUUUCCAGUGCUGUAUAAAUACCCACCAGUUGAUAGGUUGAGCUACCAUUUACAAGAUCAACAAACUGUGGUGUUUCAAGACCACGAACCAUUAGAUGGUGUGCUUGAGCGAGUGGGAGACGCCAGGACUAAAUUCACAGAGUGGAUGGAGAUGAACAAGACAAACCCUCGAGCACGUGCUCUGACAUUUGACGAGUUUCCACAACAUUUCAGUAUGGGUACGGGAACUUGAAAAAUGGAAAAAACGAGAGAGGGGUUCAGUAUUGGAAGGAUUUAUUAUGCACACCCAACCUCAGGGGAACAAUACUACUUGCGUAUGCUUCUUAACAUAGUAAGAGGACCCACUUGCUAUGCGGACAUCAGAACGGUGAACAAUGUGGAAUUUCCGACAUUUAAAGAAGCAUGCAAUGCAUGGGGUCUGUUAGAGGGGGACAACGAGUGGCAUGAAGCAUUAACUCAAGCUGCAACUUGGGAAACUGCAGCACAACUGAGGGACCUCUUUGUCACUCUCCUACUAUUCUGUGAAGUGUCAAAUCCAAAGGAAUUAUGGGAAGGACACUGGAAAGAUAUGUCAGAUGACAUACUUUAUAGACAACAUAGACGGUUCAGCAACAACAACUUACCUAUCAGACAACCAGACCCAAAAUUAUUGCCUCUGUGAAAUAGAGAAAAUACUGGACACAACCAACAGAUCCCUGCGAGAAUUUCCUACCAUCCCCUAUCCAGAACCGUCUCUUAUGCAGCAAACAGACAACCCAUUGAUCAUCGAGGAGCAGAUGUACGAUGCAAAUUUGCUAGGAAGGGAAGCCUUCAACCUUGAAGAAGGACUGAAUGUGCAACAGAAAGAAGUAUAUCAGGCUAUACUACAAGCUACACACGAAAGAGCUGGUGGUUUGUUCUUCGUGUACGGAAGUGGGGGAACGGGAAAGACAUACUUAUGGCGAACACUAACAUUAAAAUUGAGGUCGGAGCACCGGAUUGUCAUAGCUGUGGCUUCAUCAGGAAUAGCAGCCCUCUUACUUCCCUCGGGUAAGACAGCCCAUUCUGCUUUUUGCAUUCCAAUCCACAUCCAUGAACGGUCAUGCUGCAGAAUCAACCAAGGUUCAAAUCUAGCACUAUUCAUAGCAGCUGCAACAUUGAUAAUAUGGGAUGAAGCACUAAUGGUACAUCGACACGCAUUCGAGGCAGUCGAUCGUACUUUUCGUGACAUAAUGCAAGUCAACAAUCCCGCUGCUAGGGAACUGGUGUUCGGUGGGAAAACAGUUGUACUCGGAGGGGAUUUUACGAAAUUCUUCCAGAUGUGCCAAGGAAAUGAAGAGGAGAUAUUGUUGAUGCAUCCAUCAGUAAAUCGCCCACUAUAUGGUCUCAAUGUAAGGUAUUCAAAUUGACAAUCAACAUGCGGCUUCAAGGUAAUGGUGGUGACUCGGGAAAUCAGGAGUUAGCUCAAUUCAGAAAAUGGGUACUAGAUUUAGGUGAUGGAAAACUUCCAGCCAUGUCAAAAGAGGGGGAAGAUGAACCAAGUUUGAUUGAAAUCCCAACUGACCUACUGGUAGUAGACGAUGGUGAUAAAAAGAAGGCCAUAAUCAACGACAUUUAUCCAAAUUUAUUGAAUAGGUACUCCGACCUAAAGUAUCUCACAGAGAGAGCGAUCCUAUCCCCAAAAAAUGAAUGGGUAGAUGAAAUUAAUAACCACAUCCUAUCCAUGAUUCCUGGUGAAGAACAGGUUUACAAAAGUGCUGACAGAAUAUGCCCCCUCACAAAUAGGAAUACAAAUGACGAGGUGUUAUACCCAUCUGAGUUCCUGAAUACUCUUGAAUUUCCAGGUAUCCCAAACCAUCAGAUUCACCUAAAGGUAGGUUGCCCCAUUAUACUCUUGAGGAACAUGAACCAAGGGAAAGGGUUGUGUAGUGGAACAAGGCUCAUUGUCAAAAGGCUAGACACUAGAGUUAUACAGGCAGAAGUUGUAACCGGAACUCAAGUUGGAAAACAGGUCGCCAUUCCAAGGUGUGAGAUGUCACCAGCUGAUAACACCUUGUCUUUCACUCUGAAACGCAGACAAUUCCAUGUGAAGUCUGCUUCGCAAUGACAAUCAACAAAAGUCAAGGCCAAACAUUCAACCGUGUAGGAGUAUACUUGCCAGAACCGGUUUUCAGCCAUGGCCAACUUUAUGUUGCAGUUUCUAGGGUCACAAGUAGAACAGGACUGCGGAUUUGUAUAGGGAGAGAUGGAAACAUCAACAAACAGAACACAAACACUAAGAAUAUGGUAUACCGGGAAAUAUUUGAAAAUUUGUAAUGAGAAAAGAACUAAGAAAGGAAAAAUGUUGUCAAAGACAGAUGAAGAAUAAUUACAAUAAAUAAUAACAAACAACUUAAACCCAUUACUAACAAAGACAAAAAAAAAACCAAACAACACUAAUUGAUUUACAAAGGAUGAUUUUGUGAGUCACUAUAUCAUUAUGUUAAAUGCUAACCGUGGAAUGUGCAGGUGAACAAAACCAAGGGUUGGAGGAUAUAACACAGUGAAUAACCAAGGAAACAGAAAUGGCAAUGGAAGGUGGAAAACAAUAUAUUUCAGAUCUGGAUACAUCAAGGAAGAACUGGACAAUAACAUCUCGCCUGACAAGGUUAUAGGAAGUAAGGUACGAUCACAAAAAUGUGGAGCCAGACACCUUGGAUAUGGUUCUUCUAGAUGAGCAGGUAAUUAAACACUACUAAAUUAUCAAUGUUCUGUAGAUAUAGUACAUCUAUGGUUUGUGGCAAAGCAUUCAUCUUACCAAGACACAGAACAACUGUAUAAUAAUAAUAAUGCAUGCUGAUGAAGCAUCACAAAUACAAGGGAAGCAUAUCCAAGCAGUGGUCCCAAAGUACUUGAUAAAAAAAUUCAAAGAAAAGCUACAAGAAGGAGAAGUUUAUUCAAUGAAACAUUUUAAUGUCGCAAAAAAUAAGCGCAAACACAAACCAGUUCAUAAUGAAUACAUCAUUUGGUUCACUUCUUAUACUUCUAUUACUUGGGAACAAACAAACGUUGACAAAAUCGGAAUGCAUUGCUUUGAGAUAAUACCCUUUCAUAAGCUACAUGAACGCAACAAUAGAUACGACAUAGUCACAGAUGUUAUUGGCUUGCUAAUUGGAGUAGAGAAUGCAGUCACAGAUGAAUAUGGCAACAUAAGAAAGAGGUUGUACAUUCAAGACCAAAGGGAGCAAAAAGUCAUGGUGACACUCUGGAACGAGAAAACAUAUUUGGUAUCGGCAGACAAUAACAACGACCAAGACCCAAAGAUACUCAUCAUCACAAGCACUCGUGUAACACAAUACAAUGGUUAGGUGAAAAUAUACCAACAGCAACACAAAUACAAAUACAAAUACCCCAACCUGAGAGUGCAAGAGAAGCAAUGGUCAAGAAUCGCAAGACGGUGGAAGAGCUACAACAACUAUAUUUGGAGCAGGCAGAAAACCAGAUUUUAAUUACCUCUCCUACACUAAAUAUGCCUCAACCCAAUACAUUGUUAGUGUAUUGGUUAAAUAAACACAAACCCCUCUCAAUUUGGUUCUUAUGUAUAUGACAACAUAUUUCCAACUAUAUAACCCAAGUUCCCGUAUAAUGUUAUUCAUUUAAUAAAUUCAUUCAA